Molecule: messenger RNA, 2154 nt
Organism: Phytomonas sp. Hart1
Lineage: Eukaryota; Euglenozoa; Kinetoplastea; Trypanosomatida; Trypanosomatidae
Source: the annotation of a GenBank genome assembly
AUGUUUUGUGUAUCGGGAUACCUGUGCGCCUCUACUCAGCGUAAAAAUCCUGUAGAUAUUGGGCGGCUUCUGUACGGCAAGCGCAAAAAUGCCUUUCACCGACUCAGUGAUGCAAAACCUUCGGUCACUGCGAUGAUUUCGAAUGUUCCGAGCGAAGGGCUGGUCGCUGCGGUCGCUCGCGCCAUCGCUUUAAAGGAAUUAGACCGCGACAGUGUCUUAUCUAUUCUCAAAUCGAACCGUGCGAUGCGUCGGUUGGAUCGAUCCGAGCUUAUAAUCCAAGGGCUCCGCGACACUAACUUUCCGCUCACUUCUCAUCACUAUUCUCUUCUCAUGGCUCAUGCCAAUGAACAGAGGCAACCACAGAAAGCGCUAGAGUACUGGGAGACGGCCGCCCAGGAAGGGAAGAUUAAUGAGAAGCUGCGUGGUGCGCUGAUCGCUACGUACCGAAAUACAGGGAAUUGGCGUAAAGCAUUAGAGCAGUGCGAAAAAAUCUGGGAGGACCAAUAUGUCCUAGACGCUCACGCAUUGCACGCGGCGAUGAACGCAUGCCGGCGCCAUGGGGCAUGGCACGACGGUCUUCAGGUUUUUUCACAAGCCGUCCGCCGUGGAACGAAGCCGAAUAACGUGGUGUACUUGGAGUUACUUCGGCUCUUUGCGAGUGCCCACCCGAUGCGGGCCCGCUCGUCCUACGCCUUGGCCACUUUAAAUGCCCUAAAGGACAAGGUGGAUUUAACCGCAGGCCACUACAACGCCGUUCUCGCGACGCUCCGGGGCCCGGACAGGUGGGAAAAGGGCGUUGUCCUCUUUGAGUCCAUGAAGGCCCGCAACGUCCAGCCCAGCCGUGAGACGCUCAGUGCGUUGCUGCUGCUGAACCCGACGAGUGUGUCCCACGGCAUUCGCUGCGUCGUGCAAGCGCAUGAGCUGGGGAUGCCCGUCACCGACCUGAUGUACCGGGCGGUCUUUAGCAAUCUAUUUCGCCUCAACCUCGACCAUGAGGCAUCCCAGUUCGCCCAGCGUGAGUACCGGCGCGAUACCGUGGAUGUCGGAAACCCUAUCUGCUCGACGCUCGCGCUUAACAUGGCGAUGCUCGAUAGUCUUUUGGCGCAUCCGCGCCCGUACGACGCGUUUUUGUUUUAUCAGACCUUUGAAUCUAACCUAGGCGACGCCGCGGGGUCCGCCACACGCCAGCUUGGAACUCUCGGUGAUCCCACGCGGCGGUGGAUAGUUCAAGGGCGCGUGGCAGUGAUUGACCAUAAUGUGCUUCUCUGCCCACGGAUGGAAUCGUUGAUUUUUCACUACGACUCUAUUUUUAUUCCCUUUUCAAGCAUCCGUGUGCUCGUUCGCCGGGACCGUGAGCUGGAUGGCACCGUGCAAAGUCGUUAUAUUAAGCGUACCUUGUACCGCAUUGGACUCUUGCUGAAAAGUCCAGAGUGGAGCAUGAUGCGUGUGUUACCUUUUUCUCAUCAGUUGUUGGCGCAUCAUUACAUUGUGGGUGGUCCCGCCACCCCUGACGCGCUGCGAGCGCUCCGUGAGGAGGCCGAGAGGACCCAGACUUCCGAACUGAAGGCGUUUCCGUCCUUCAGCCAGUCGCUUUUGGACAGCAUAAAUGGAGAGAGCACUGACGCGCGCCUGGGUGGUGAUAGGGCUGACGUCGACGAUAGCUCCGUAGCCUUAACUUUUAUUCGUCCAUGUGAUGACAGCGCGAUGCCUAGUCUGGUGAUGUCCCCGGACGAUGGUCUGUGCUCUGUGAACGAAAAAUAUCCCAAGGAUCAUCAAGCUUCUUUGAUUAAGACGCAUCCCGAAGACUUUUUGGUGCAGCCGAAUCGGAUCACUUCGACAGAACGCGUAGUAGCUGUGGCAGUCAUGAUGAAAACCCUCAACCCUGACGUGGAUAUUCAUGUCUUGUCGUCUAACCCUAUACAGCUUCGUGUCGUGGAACGCUGGAAUGGGCUACCGCAGCAGGCUAAACUUACCCCCGUGCGAUAUCCGGAGGAAUUAUUUGUUAAAGCGCCGCCAGAGCGACCAAAUCCCGUGGGCAGUCAUGCCAGCAGCAUAUUUGCUCAGCAAACCGACGAGAAUAUGCUGCUAAUGGAUAAAGAGGACGAUAAUUCACCUCUUUCGGGUGGCGUUGAGGAUUGGUUUAUGCCUUCAUAA